Messenger RNA from Penicillium arizonense, 795 nucleotides. RefSeq names its product amidohydrolase family protein. The record is from RefSeq and is a predicted model, not a curated record. Gene Ontology annotation, biological process: secondary metabolic process. Bases 1 to 795 code for a protein of 264 amino acids. The transcript is spliced from 3 exons. Gene Ontology annotation, cellular component: cytoplasm; cytosol. Lineage: Eukaryota; Fungi; Ascomycota; Eurotiomycetes; Eurotiales; Aspergillaceae. Gene Ontology annotation, molecular function: hydrolase activity; carboxy-lyase activity.
AUGCUGGGCAAGAUUGUUCUCGAGGAAGCCUCUGAGCGCGCCGAAGCUGACUUUCUGUCCGACACUCAUGACAUUGGCUACACCAUCGUAUCCCUGCCUGUUCCCGGUAUCCUUUCCGACAAAGCCCUGGCCGGGAAUACUCCCCCGGAGGCCAACAACUGGACGGCGGACCAGAUCAAGAAACAACCUCGACGGCAUGGGCGCGCUUGCCGUCUGUCCAUGCACGACCCUAAGCAAACUGACCAGGAGCUGCGUCGCUGUGUUCAGGAGCUCGGAUCCAACGGUGCCCUCCUUUGCGACUUCCAGCACUCCGGCCCCAAUGGCGAGACCGACCUCUACUACGACCAGCCCGCCUACGAUGAGUUCCAAAACGUCCUCACCGAGCUCGACGUCAACUUGUACAUCCAUCCCGCUGCUCCUUCGGAUGUCAUCCUGCACUGGCUUGAUUCAGAACGGAGGCUUCGACCGCCUCCGGAAGCUGAAGAUCAUCGUCGGUUACAGGCGAGCACAUGUUCUUCGACUUCCGAUAUCACGACCAGCGGACACUUGUCCACUGCCACCCUGAAGUAUGUCGUCAACGAGAUUGGUGCCGAUCGCUUUCUGUUCAGUGUCGGCUAUCCAUACGAAACCAUUGAGAACGGCUGUGGCUGGUGGGACAAUGACUCCAAGGCUAUUCAGGUAGCUGUUGGCGGCGUUGAUGCCUCCUGCCGCAUUCGUCGCAAAGAAGCUGCUCAAGUUGGGCUCUUUCCACGACUCGAAUGCUCCUGUCAACUAAGACGUAUACCGAUGGCAUAA